GCUAUUUAGGGAAUUAAAUUCGAUAUAUCCUCAAUGAAUAUUUUUAUUUCUUCUACCUCUAAUCUUUAUACUAAAUACCUUAAAUAUAAACUUUACGAUUCCAUAUAAAACGAAUAUCUUUAAUGAGAAGAGAAAAACUCUGAAUAUCGACCAAACUUUAUGAAUUUCUUAUGAAAAUGCCUUUUUAAGGCGCGUCGCUCUUACUUUUAUAUUUGUUUAUUUAGAGCCACUGUUUCGUAAAUGCUUUUUUCUUUUAAAAAGUCACUUUAUAAACAUUCAUAUUUUUAAUUCAUAUUUUAUUUCCAUAUUCUUAUGGGAAUACAUUUUAGGCUUACCUUUUUAAGCGUGGCUUUAGAAAUUGUUUAUUACUCUUUAAUACAAAACUUGCAGAAAAAAUUUUUUUUGUUUUUAUCCAACAUCUCACAAAUAUUUAAUAUCAAAAUUUUCCAUGCGAGUCUAUUUCUCAACCUCAGUUUUCUGAGCGCCAAAUAUUUCCUGUGAUUUAAUUUUGUACAUUUUACUUACACACACAUUCAUACACUUAUGUGCAUAUUAGUGUGUGGUGUUAUGUGAACCAGUCUGUGAGUCAGCCCAUCAUUUACUGCAAGAACUGGAGGCUGUACUUCCGUUUCCUUGCAUUGGAAUAAUAGACAGCUUGUCAUUGGCUACAACACACUUACCAUACAAACCAGCUUGAUAGAACUGCAUAACACAUACCAAACUUUUGAGAACUCCAUUUGUAACAAUAACAACAACUUUGUUGCAAGAACUUUGAAACAGUUCUGUGACAACUGUAUGAACAUCUGACAACUAUUGGUCUUCACAAGUGUCACAAGAAGGAAGGUAUGCACAGGUGUGGACUGACUACGUCCCAGUUAUUUGAAUUAAUGCUUAAAUGACUGAAGCCAUGUUGUCAGUGUUGUUGAUAAUUGUGAUGUUGAUGGCUAACAGCUGCCUUUGUGUGGACCAUACCUACCACGUGAAAGAGAACAAUGAUAUAAACAGUUAUAUUGGAGAUAUUGUCACUGAUACACACUUACUGGAUAAUAUACAGUCACAGGACAAACUGACAUUUAACGUACUCCAGGGUGGCACUGAUGGAGGUGUUCAAUUGUUUAAUGUUACACCUGGAGGACAACUGCACACAGCUGCCAUAUUGGAUGCAGAAACUAUGUGCCAAUAUAAUGCGGAAUGUUUCAGGAUAUUAGAAAUAGCAGUUCAACAUGGCCAUUCUUUUAUCAAGAUAUUGGAAAUCAAAGUUAUAAUAGAAGAUGUCAAUGAUAAUUCUCCCAUGUUUCCCAACAAAGACUUUAAUAUACAGUUUGAUGAAAGUGCAACAAAAGGAAGAAAAGAAACACUUCCAAAUGCCUUUGACAAAGAUGUCAGUAUUGAGAACUCAAAAAUUUCUUAUCAACUGAGGAAUAACCAUGAAAAUAUAUUCCAGUUGUCAGUCUCGAGUAUUUCUGAUAGGCAAAGUAACAUUGAAUUAAUAUUGGGUGGGAGACUUGACCGAGAGAAAAAGCAAAGUUAUGCUCUUCAACUAAUUGCAGCAGAUGGAGGAUCACCAUCAAAGGAAAGUGUAUUGGACAUAAAAAUAUUAGUGAGGGAUAAAAAUGAUAAUGCUCCUGUAUUCUCUCAAAGUAUAUAUAAUGUAACAGUAAAUGAUACACACAGUAAAGAGAAGCCCAUUAUCAAAUUAAUAGCAACAGAUUUAGAUGAAGGGGAUAAUGGAAGAAUUGUGUAUAGUUUCAGCCAGGAUAUCUCAGAAAAAGACCGAAAAAAAUUCAUUUCAAAUCAAACCUCUGGAGAAAUAUAUAUAACAAACGAAUUUCAGUUUGGAAAAGUCUAUAAAUUGUUUAUUGAAGCCAGAGAUAAUGGUAAUCCUUCCAAGUUUUCUGUAGUGACUGUUGUUGUAAAUAGUAUCAGUCAUCUUAACAAUCCUCCCAAAAUUGAUGUCAAAUUUGUCUUAAAGUCAACUGGAAACACAGCUGUCAUCUCAGAAGGAACUCAAAUUCACAGUUUUGUUGCUUUUGUCAAAGUUACUGACAAUGACAAUGGAGUAAAUGGACAAGUGAAGUGUCAUUUACAAAAUAGAUAUCUUCAGCUUAUUUCAAUGUCUGAAAAGAAAUACAAAGUUGUUGUCAAGAGUGAAAUAGAUAGAGAGAGUGAGAAGAGCUUUAAUUUCACCAUUAAAUGUCAAGAUAAUGGUUUACCUCCAUUGAAAGUCGAGAAACAGUUUUCAAUGCUGGUCACUGACAUAAAUGAUGUACAACCUCAGUUUAGUCAGGACAUAUUUAAGUUUCUCACCUAUGAAAAUGAACACAAAGACUUCCCUGUUGGAUAUGUCAAUGCCACAGACCCAGAUAUUGGAGAUGGAGGACAAUUAACCUAUUCUCUAUUAUCUAAUGGAAAAGAUAUUCUACCAUUUCAGAUAUCUGAUGUGGGAUUCAUUUCCACAACUGAGUCCCUAGACAGAGAAGAAAAGAACCUGUAUGAGUUUAAGGUUUUAGUAAAAGAUAAAGGAACACCAUCACUGGAGAAGAGAGCAAAUGUUGUUGUUGAGGUUAUGGAUUUAAAUGAUAAUGCUCCCUAUUUCAGUUUCCCUAAUGUUGACCCUUUCAGUCUUAAUGUCCACUACCAUCCCCACUCUGACCAUGACAUCACAGUUGUUAGGGCCUCUGACAGAGACAGUCAACACAAUGCCUUCCUCACAUAUGAAAUACUCAGAGGUAAUGAGAAACACUUAUUUCAAAUGAACCAUCACUCUGGUGUCUUAUCUUUCUCUCGCUCACUUUACCAAAAUGAUGCUGGAUUCUAUGAACUGGAAUUAGGUGUGAAAGACAGUGGCAGUCCAGUUCUGUCAUCGACAACAACUUUGUCUUUGACUCUAACAGUUAGUAACACCACAUCAAAGAUAUUUAAGACCCCUUCAAAGACAACAACAGAAUCAAGUAAUGGUCUCCAAUUGAAUGUGAUGAUUGUUAUUGUUAUAGCAGCUGUGAUCGUAUCAGUUGUCAUAGUGAUCUCUAUAUCGAUCUGUAUAGUUCAUAGACUGAAGCAGACAGACAGCAACUAUAACAACAGUGUUGAUAUGUACCACAAGGUUACACCUGCAUUAAACGUCCAAUCAAAAUAUAUAUUUGAUCCCACUUGUGUUCUUCCUGGGAUUCAGUACACAUUGAAGGGAAAUGUAAAGAAAUCUCAACAACCAAUGGUAGACAGAGAAGAUAUUCACUGCAGAACCAUGCUAGGUAAUAGAUGGGAUAACUCAACAUUAAGACGUCAUCAGCAGAUGUUUGUUCCAAGAGAAGAAAGUAUGUCUCCGGGUUACAGAGAACUAAGCAGUGCUGACGAAACCAGUGAAAUGUCAAUCUUGUCUUCUCACACAGAUAGUAGUCAUGGCUGGAGUGUCGGUAGUGCUGGACAUUAUGAAACCCUGCCAGAUCUGUGUCGUUACCAAAUUGAACAUACAUGGAACAGGAGAAAACAGCUUCCACACACACUGGAUAGAUCGAGGGGAGAUAACAACAAUCAAUACCCUGGAUAUACUUACCAACCAAACAUUGAUUCUAACACAGUCUGUCAUCCUGACCAAAUACCUUUGAAUAUAACUGGUACCACAUCUAAUAUAACUGAAUAUCCAUCUACAACGCCAAUGACAAGUGUCUUUACUUCAAAUAAUAAACCACCUCUACCAGCUGUACCUAAAGUAACAACACUACCAAAGGUACCCUCAGUACUUCAGGUACCUGUUCUAUCUACACCAAACAACACCAUAGCAUUACAUUAACACUAAAAUAUUAUUGUCAUCAAUAAGGCAUUACUUAAACCUUUUUGAAACGGUUACUACCAUUAUUUUAAAGUAUUGAAUGAUAUUCCUGGGAAUUUAUCUUUGACAGAAAACAAGAGCCAUAUAUUUUACAAUUUGUAAACACAGGUGUGUGUGUAUAUAUACACACACACACUCGUGUUUACCAAUUCUGGAAUGUGUGUGAGAUAUAAUCCCGUUCAGUAAUAUUAUUCCUAAAUUCCAUUCCUGAUUGCUUUGUAUAACAGUUUUUAACAGUUACCUCCCUUGAUUAUUGUUUACCUU
This is a messenger RNA of Octopus sinensis (East Asian common octopus), 4093 nucleotides long. Its product is annotated as protocadherin beta-15-like. The coding region runs from base 896 to 3790 and encodes 964 amino acids. NCBI's taxonomy places the organism in Eukaryota, Metazoa, Mollusca, Cephalopoda, Octopoda, Octopodidae. The transcript has 5 exons. Gene Ontology annotation, cellular component: plasma membrane. Gene Ontology annotation, biological process: homophilic cell-cell adhesion. The record is from RefSeq and is a predicted model, not a curated record. Gene Ontology annotation, molecular function: calcium ion binding.